Molecule: messenger RNA, 4455 nt
Organism: Salvelinus sp. IW2-2015
Lineage: Eukaryota; Metazoa; Chordata; Actinopteri; Salmoniformes; Salmonidae
Source: RefSeq, a predicted model, not a curated record
GGCGCUCCUGACCUUGCCGUCGUGAACGAGCUGCUCGCGCACAAACCGAGAGGGCUAAUAUAUUAAUUUUAAUCAAGAAGACAAAAUAGAACAUGUGAAUUGAAAGCAAAAUAUUUGCAUGCGAUUUAAAAAAUAAUAAUAAUGAAAUGUGAUCAUCAAUGCAGUGCCAUGAAAACGAAAUGAUAUGGAGAAGAGCAAACCGGGGAUGAAGAGUAGGAGCCUCCGUUAGAGCAGCUCGGUUUCAGAACAGCAAUGAGAAUUGGAGCUGGAGAUGAGUGAAUACCUGGGCUUUGUUAAUUUGUUUUUAGUAACCAUUGGCGCCCAGGGCAGGUUGAGCGAUGCCUGGUUAAGUGGAAUACAGUAGGUCAUAGGGGUUGAGAGGACACUCGAGUGUACAUUGGCGUGGUGCAAGGGCACUCACUUGCCCAGACCAUGUGUUUGGCAGAGUUUACGCACCAUGUGUUGCCUGCACACCUAUCAAAUCGGCGAGGAACCGCAACCAUCGCCACCCGCCGUGGUCUUUUAAUGUGGAUGUUAUGUUCCUACUGGCCAUUUACAGUGGUGACCAGCCAGAACUUCAACCCGACUGUGAACACCCAGUUUGGGAAGCUGAGGGGCCUCCGGGUCACGGUGCCAGGCGAGGUCCUUAAGCCCGUUGACCAGUACCUUGGGGUGCCGUACGCUGCCCCUCCCAUCGGGGAGAAGCGCUUCAUGCCCCCAGAGCAGCCCUCCUCCUGGUCAGGGAUCAAGAAUGCUACCCACUUCAUGCCCGUGUGCCCUCAGAACAUCCGCAACACAGUGCCCGAGAUCAUGAUGCCCAUAUGGUUUACCUAUAACCUGGACACAGUGGCCAACCUCAUUCAGGAUCAGAACGAGGACUGUUUGUAUUUAAACAUCUAUAUUCCAACAGAGGAUGGGGCCCACAGCAAGAGUCAAGGAGUGGAUUUCUCUCAUGGUGACAGUGAAGACAUUCGGAACACUGAGGCUAGGCCUGUGAUGGUCUACAUCCAUGGAGGAUCCUACAUGGAGGGGACAGGGAAUAUGAUCGAUGGGAGUGUGCUGGCCAGCUAUGGGAAUGUCAUCGUCAUCACUCUCAACUACAGGGUCGGAGUACUAGGGUUCCUCAGUACAGGUGACCAGGCAGCUAAAGGAAAUUAUGGACUCCUGGACCAGAUCCAAGCCCUGCGUUGGAUCAGCAAGAACAUUGGCUAUUUUGGAGGAGACCCUGGUCGCAUCACUGUCUUUGGAUCUGGGAUCGGAGCCUCCUGCGUCAGCCUGCUCACACUGUCCCACCAAGCCAUCAUCCAGAGUGGCUCAGCCCUGUCCAGCUGGGCUGUCAACUAUCAGCCUGUCAAGUACACCCGCAUGCUGGCCGAGAGGGUGGGCUGCAACGUGCUGGACACCCUGGACAUGGUGUCCUGCCUGCAGAAGAAGAGUGCCAGAGAGCUGGUGGAGCAGGACAUCCAGCCAGCCCGCUACCACGUAGCCUUCGGCCCCGUCAUCGAUGGUGACGUCAUCCCCGAUGAUCCCGAGAUCCUGAUGGAGCAGGGCGAGUUCCUCAACUAUGACAUCAUGCUGGGCGUCAACCAGGGGGAYGGGCUGCGRUURGUGGAGAKUGUMGUGGACSUGGAGGARGGCGUYUCRGGCAGCGACUUUGARUUUGCRGUGUCGGACUURGUGGACAGCCUGUAUGGCUACCCGGAGGGGAAGGACACUCUGAGGGAAACCAUCAAGUUCAUGUACACGGACUGGGCUGACAGGGACAACCCYGASACCAGGAGGAAGACYUUAGURGCRCUGUUCACUGACCACCAGUGGGUGGAGCCCUCYGUGGUGACGGCUGACCUGCACGCCCGCUACGGCUCGCCCACAUACUUCUAUGCCUUCUACCACCACUGCCAGAGCCUGAUGAAGCCUGUGUGGUCGGACUCGGCCCACGGGGACGAGGUGCCCUAUGUGUUUGGCAUCCCCAUGGUGGGAGCCACUGACCUGUUCCCGUGCAACUUCUCCAGGAAUGACAUCAUGCUCAGCGCUGUGGUCAUGACCUACUGGACAAACUUCGCUAAGAGUGGGGAUCCCAACAAGCCAGUUCCCCAGGACACCAAGUUCAUCCACACCAAGGCCAACCGCUUUGAGGAGGUGGCCUGGUCCAAGUACAACCCCCAUGACCAGCUGUACCUUCAUAUCGGCCUGAAGCCUCGCAUCCGCGACCACUACCGCGCCACCAAGGUAGCUUUCUGGAAGCACCUUGUACCCCACCUGUAUAACCUCCAUGACAUGUUCCAAUACACCUCCACCACCACCAAGGUCCCUCCGCAGGACACCACCAACUCGAACGGUAAGAGGACUGGCACCACCAAGCGUCCGCCUGUCUCCACGGCCCACAGCAGUAACGGGGAUGGGGAGGAAACGGGUCCUCUGAUUGUGGCUAAUCCGAGAGAUUACUCCACUGAGCUGAGUGUCACCAUCGCUGUGGGCGCCUCACUGCUGUUCCUCAAUGUGCUGGCCUUUGCCGCGCUCUAUUACCGUAAGGACAAGCGCAGCCGGCAGGAUGGCCACGGCAGCCCCCAUCAAGCCAGUCCCCAGCGACAGAGCAACGGCAACGAAGUGAGCCACACCACCACCACCAUCGACGAGAGCCUGUCCCAUCAGAUGACCCAGAGCAGCCAGAUGAACCAGUGUGACACCCUGCAUGACCUCCAUGAUCUCCACGACCUCCAUGACCUUCACGACCUUCACGACCCCCUGCACCUCUCCACCAACAUGGACUACACCAUGACCCUACGCCGCUCACCAGACGACAUCCCCCUGAUGACACCCAACAAUAUCACCAUGAUCCCCAACUCCUUGAUGGGCCUUCCCAAUAUGCACCCCUACAGCACCUUCCCAGCCGGGUACAACUCCACAGGCCUGCCCCACUCCCACUCCACCACCCGGGUAUAGACCCAGCCUGGGACAGAUGACAUAAAGACCACAGGGGACAGAGAUUGUAGAGGUGAGUUGAGGUGCGUGCUGUGCUGUACAGUAGUUUAGGAAUGAAUACAAAACAGUAGUUGGGAUGGGAUGCGUGGGUAAGAUAAGUUUGAAUUUAUGUUCAUACUGCAAGAGCCAUGCAAAGCUUUUUCUGCUCAAAGGGUGCAGAAUCGCCGCCAAUAUACUACUGCCUCCUCUUCCUCACAGAAUGAGGUCUAUAAGCAGUGUCAUUUUCUUAUAAUCAUUUUCAAACGCCUUUGUGAGCUGGUUAAAACGUGGGGGAAAAAGCUUUUUAUUUCCCAUUCUUGUCUUUUGAGGGUAACAUUUAUUUGUUUCUUUCUUGUACGACCUCAGUAUAAUGUUUGUUCAGUUGGAUUUGUACGGGAAGCUCUUUUCUUACUAUGAUAUCUGUUUUGAUCUUCAACAAUUCUUUGUGGAACAAUUAACAUCUGGACUCAUCCCUGACUGAAGGACAUUUGUAAAAAGCAGAAAAUCUGUGUUAUGAAGCUAUUUUAUACAUAUUCCUCAUGUUACUCACAACUUAAAAGGGUAUUUUUUACUUACUGACUAAAGAAUGGCUUGUUACUGUAACAUUCUCUGCUUAGAGAAAUACUGUUACGGCGACUGUGAUGAAUUGAACCUUUACUACAACAUUGAUUACAAUUUGUAGUAAAAGUAUCACAUUUAUCCAAACAAUAUUUCUAUUUGAAUAUGCACAACGUGUGUGCGUUCGUGUGUGUGUGACUGCGUGUGCGUGUGUUUGUGUCUGUUUGCGUGCGCGUAUGUUUGUGAGCGUGCGUGUGCCUGCGCACACGCGAAGUGUAAUGUAAAAGUGUAAAUUGGUAAGACAUUUGUUUGUCAUUUGUUUGAAGUAUUGGCUUUCAUCAUGUCAGUGUUGUACUCCGAUCUAUGGUCGUCUGUUUAAGUACCUUUGUUAUUUUUCAGUUAACUGUGUCUUCUUUUGCUAAACACGUUCUGCGAAUGCGACUUCUGCUUUGUUAUAAACAGAGAAUAGCUUAAGAUGGCACCUACUCUAACCAACUGAUAUGAUUCCAUUGGCUUGGCUUGUUUGUACAGAAUAAACUUAGACCAGCAGGUUUUUUUAUUGUUAUUUGUUUAUAUGAAUAUAAAGGUAUUCAGUAAGAUAAUUAAGUAUAUCACAAUUGUAUGUAUAAACUACCUGAAUCAAUCAGAUUUGAAAGAGUUUUGCUUAAAAUAUUGCAGAUUGAGCAAGCUGAGAUUCACCCAUAGGCUUCAUCCCAUUUACACAAAACCCAGAUUUUGCAGCAUAACACGUUUUGAAGCAUUACUAUGAAAGGCUUUUUUGAAUUCAAUGUGAACACUUCACAGUAUUAUUCUGGGAGAAUGCACAUCGCUCUGAGAAUUAUUGUCAUCUUGCUUUCUUUGAUACGAUCAUAGAACACAGUUGACUAAUACUACUGUUCAAUAUCAAUGGGCUGAUUAAAGAUUUUUUGGAACUGA